AUGUCAGACAAUUGGGUUGCUGCUCUGCAUGACUAUGAUGCGGGAGUAAAUACUUUAUUGGCAUGUACUGCAUUAACCGAUCUGCAAGGUGAUGGAGACUAUAAGCUUGUGCUUGCGGAUCUUGGCACUAGUCGAUAUCAGUUGCGAUUAAAAGUUUAUAAAGGAAUUCAACUUGUCGGCGAAAAUGUGCUCAACGAACUUCCGUCAUCGCUUGUUUCUUUCAAUAACGAAACAACGCAGUCUUCUCUUCCAGCCAUAGGUGUGGCUUCUGGUUCAACGUUACUAAUUUAUAAAAAUUUGAAACCUUUUUACAAAUUCAAUGUGCCAGCUCUAGAAAUAAACAAAUUAGAGGCUACAGCAUGGGAAAAAGCACGAAACUCUGAAAUUGAUGCUUCACAACUGCAAAGUGAAUUGUCAAAACUUAGAGUUGAGCUGGGAGCAGAAAUCUUAACGUCAUUAUCACAGACACUUCUGAUUACGAAAGAAGAUGAUUUAGAACAUGCCUUCAAAAAGUUUCUAGAUAUGAAGCUUGUUCGAGAAGAUAUUGUAACUUGCCUGACAACGAUCAAAAAAAGCUCUUUAGAAGCAGAGAGCAUUGAUUACAUCGUUAUUGGAACAGAAAAUGGCAUGGUCUACUGUGUUGAUACCCAAGCCUUUACCGUGCUUGCUAGAUUUUCAACAUCAGGAGCUGCAGUGUUCAUUCAUGCAGCAGGAAUGUACGAUGUCGAUUUCCGAAUCUUUGUUUGUAAUAGAAAUUCGGAAAUUUUUAUCCUUAAACGUGGCGUCGCUAAAGUGAACAAGCCUAGUAUUGUCCUAAAAUCUGACGUUAUUGGUCUUACUCGAAUUAGCAAGCAGUUAGUCAUUGCCACCGACGAUAGAACAGUAUUUUUUUAUUCGAUGAAGGGCAAAUGUCUAAAACAAAUGAACUUCUCUAGCCGAGUCGUUGGAGUAGAAUUAUUUCAUUAUGAACCACGACAAUACGUCGGUGUUCUAAUUGGUCUUGAAAAAGAGAUAUUACUUUAUCAAGAAUAUCUUCUCGUAGACCGCAUAAGGUAUCAGUGUACUAUUAAAUGGUUUCGGUUUGGUCAGUUCGGUCGAGAAAAAGCUGCCUUGGUUGUAGGGAACGGUGGCUUGAUAAUACACUUGUUUCGUAGAACGGCUCGACUGGAAGAAGCUCUGGACAUCAAAACAGCUCUUCCAAAGCAGAACCAGAAGCUUAACAUUCCUAAGAAAACAAAAAUUUACGUUGAUCAAACCAUUCGAGAGAAAGAGCAAGCAAAAAGCAUGCAUCAGGUUUAUCAACGUGACUUGUUCAUGCUAAAAUUGACAACUGCUCGAGCUUUCGCAGAAAUGUCGGAGCUAUCACUAGACUCUUUAGCGAUUGCGAAAAACAAAGUUGUGGAAAUAUCUGCCGAAGUCAAUGGUUUUGGACCUGUAUUUAGGCUCGGCACGGUUAUCAGAACUGUAACGAACGAAGUGCUAGUUGGUCUCUGGCUUCUCUUUGAAUACGAUCAGGAGUUUUAUGAAUUUGCAGACGCACUUAUUCCUUUGCCACAUUUAGUUUCUGAAAAGAAGUAUAUUUUUGACACAACGGUAACAUAUUUAGAACCUGAACAAAAAAUAUCCAAGGAAAUACGAGUCUACUUGACCGAUAGCACAAAAAUUUUGGUCUCAGCAGUCGUUGCUAUGCCGGUCAGCGAAAAUUCUCUAAUUGAUUAA
Enterobius vermicularis (human pinworm) is the source of this 1719-nucleotide messenger RNA. The record is from the annotation of a GenBank genome assembly. Lineage: Eukaryota; Metazoa; Nematoda; Chromadorea; Rhabditida; Oxyuridae.